AUGAAGCCUAAAUCAACAAAGCUGCUUAGUGGAUCGUUUGUCAAGGACUUGAAUACUCGGUAUGUAAAAAAUAACACCAUACGUUCCCAGAGUGAAUUCACUUCAUUGGAGGAGAAACCACAAUUCCCUGGAGCUUCAGCUGACUUUGUGGACUCAUUGGAAUUCAUCCACCCGAAUGUCAUUUCUGGGAUUCCUAUUUACCGAGUCAUGGACCGCCAAGGACAGAUUAUCAACCCAAGUGAAGACCCCAAAAUUCCGAAAGAGAAAGUCCUGAAGUUUUAUCACACUAUGACUCUGCUGAACACAAUGGACAGGAUUUUAUAUGAAUCUCAGAGACAGGGAAGAAUCUCCUUUUAUAUGACCAACUAUGGAGAGGAGGGAACACAUGUAGGCAGUGCAGCAGCCCUGCAAGAUACAGACCUUGUGUUUGGACAGUACAGAGAAGCAGGUGUGCUGAUGUACCGUGGUUAUCCUCUGGAUCUGUUUAUGGCUCAGUGUUAUGGUAAUGCCUCAGACCCAGGAAAAGGAAGACAAAUGCCUGUACACUACGGCUGCAAGGACGUGAAUUUUGUUACCAUCUCGUCUCCACUGGCAACUCAGAUCCCCCAGGCUGUGGGUGCAGCGUAUUCUUUUAAACGGGAGAACGCAGACCGUGCUGUCAUUUGCUACUUUGGAGAGGGUGCAGCCAGCGAAGGAGAUGCACAUGCUGCCUUCAACUUCUCUGCUACUCUGGAGUGUCCUGUUCUAUUCUUUUGCAGAAAUAAUGGAUAUGCAAUAUCUACACCAACCUCUGAGCAAUACAGGGGAGAUGGUAUUGCGGCCCGUGGCCCUGGCUAUGGUAUUAUGUCAAUACGAGUGGAUGGAAAUGAUGUGUUUGCAGUGUACAAUGCUACUAAAGAGGCACGACGCAGAGCAGUAGCAGAGAAUCAGCCGUUCCUUAUAGAGGCUAUGACUUACAGGAUUGGACAUCACAGUACCAGUGAUGACAGCUCUGCAUACCGCUCGGUUGAUGAGGUUAACUACUGGGACAAGCAGGACCAUCCUAUCUCUCGGCUUCGUAACUACAUGUUACACAAAGGCUGGUGGGAUGAGGAGCAGAAGAUAUGGAGAAAAAAAUCACGCAAGAUGGUGAGAUGGCACCUCUUAUUUUAAGUCUGUAUGCAUGUUUGUAC
This is a messenger RNA of Xenopus laevis (African clawed frog), 1172 nucleotides long. It is a transcript of the gene bckdha.S, whose product is annotated as branched chain keto acid dehydrogenase E1, alpha polypeptide S homeolog. The coding region runs from base 1 to 1152 and encodes 383 amino acids. The transcript has 8 exons. The record is from RefSeq and is a predicted model, not a curated record. Gene Ontology annotation, biological process: branched-chain amino acid catabolic process. Gene Ontology annotation, molecular function: oxidoreductase activity, acting on the aldehyde or oxo group of donors, disulfide as acceptor; branched-chain 2-oxo acid dehydrogenase activity. Lineage: Eukaryota; Metazoa; Chordata; Amphibia; Anura; Pipidae. Gene Ontology annotation, cellular component: mitochondrial matrix.